GCUGUUUAUCUGAUUACCGGGUUUCCUUAAAGCGACACCGGGUUUAAUUAGGGACUGAGGAAGAGGAGGAGGAUGCUGAUGAAGAGCCGGAGCAGCAUCCAUCUUCCCCCUGCACGGAGCCCUGCAUUCCCGCUUCCUUCCGCAGGGUUUAGGGGGUUAAUGUGACCCAGGAAAACCUCCAGGACAUCCCUCCUCCCUCCUCCCCAUCCACGGAUCCACGGUGCGUCACGCCGCUUCCUGCGUCUUUUCCUCCUCCGCCGCCUCUCCGCCUCGCGUUAAGGGGAUGAAAUCUGCAGGAAAGUCUCCCCGGCAGCCUCUCGUCCUCCACGGCCUCCUCUAGAAGCGGCUCUGGAGCCUCUUCGCUCCCAUGAAUCCCUCCGUCAGGUAGCCAGAUUGCUCCCCCUCAUGGACCCGUCUCUGCGUCGCCUCCCCGCCGCCUCUCCGCCCUCCUCCUCCCGCCGCUGAUGCGCUGCGCCUGGGUGCUCGCCUUCUCCUCGUCCUGGCCGGUCGGUGAGCCUCUGGUCCGUGGGGGCGGCUGCCCGCAGCGGGGCAGGAUGGUGCGGAUCGCCAGCGCCCUGGGGCUCGUCAUGUUCAGCGUGGCUCUGCUCAUCCUGUCGCUCAUCAGCUACGUGUCCAUCAAGAAGGACUUCCUGUUCAGCACCCCCAGAUACGGACCCAACGGGGGGCCCAGGAUGUACAUGUUCCACGCGGGGUUCCGCGAGAGGCCUCCUCGCAAACCAGACCUGAGUUCCCAGCUGGCCAUGAAGUAUCUGGAUCCGGCCUUCACCCCUCUGACCAACGCCCUGAGCGAAGACCUGCAGAACUCGUCUAAAUGGACCUACAACAGCACUGCGUUCAGACAGCAGAAGAAAGAGAUCUCCCAGUACAUCGACAUACCCCACAACUUCACGCUGACACGAGACUCGGUCAGGAUCGGACAGCUGAUGCACUACGACUACUCCAGCCACAAGUACGUUUUCUCUAUCGGCGAGAACUUCCGCUCGCUGCUGCCAGACGUGUCGCCAAUCCUCAACAAGCACUACAACGUCUGCGCCGUCAUCGGCAACAGCGGCAUCCUCACCGGGUCGCGCUGCGGCCCUCAAAUCGAGAAGUUCGAUUUCGUGUUCCGCUGCAACUUCGCGCCGACCGAGAUCUUCAAGAAGGACGUGGGGCGUCGCACCAACAUGACCACCUUCAACCCCAGCAUCCUGGAGAAAUACUACAACAACUUACUGACCGUGCAGGACAGGAACAACUUCUUCCUGAGCCUGAAGAAGCUGGACGGCGCCAUCCUGUGGAUCCCGGCGUUCUUCUUCCACACGUCAGCCACGGUGACGAGGACGCUGGUUGACUUCUUUGUGGAGCAUCGAGGUCAGCUGAAGGUGCAGCUAGCGUGGCCUGGAAACAUCAUGCAGUACAUCAACAACUACUGGAAAACCAAGCAGCUGUCGCCGAAGCGCCUGAGCACCGGUAUCCUGAUGUACACGCUGGCUUCCUCCAUGUGCGACCAGAUCCACCUGUACGGCUUCUGGCCGUUCGGCUGGGACCCCAACACUGGCAAGGAGCUGCCCUACCACUACUAUGACAAGAAGGGCACCAAGUUCACCACCAAAUGGCAGGAAUCCCACCAGCUGCCCGCCGAGUUCAAGCUCCUGUACAAGAUGCACACAGAGGGACUGCUAAAGCUCAGCCUGUCGCAUUGUGCUUAGGGCUAAAACUGCAGCAGCGCUUCUUCAAACUGCUCUCCAGCACUUCCACAAGCCUGAAUCACAAACAGGACGAGACAAGACUCAAGUGGUUUUGUCAAACUCUUGACUAAAGAGGCUGGAGGAAACUGAUUUCUGCAACAGCUCAAGAAACUACAAGUAUAUUUAUUUUCUACUGCUCAACAAAGGUGGACAACUCAGCAGACUGACUGUUUAACCCUAUCAGACCAUCAUUAGGAUUAGAAAAGGUAGAUCCUUCAGUCUUUUUACUUCAGUUUCAUUGCUGUUUCGGCAACACAUAGGCCCAUCAGAGACGCAGGAAUCAUGUUCUCGGUCGGUAUAGUUUUGGAGAGAGUUGUCAUUUUGUGGUUCGUGUUGGUGUUUGGAAAAUAUGCAACAUCUACUACGGUAAUCAAACCAGACUUCCAAGGUUGUAUUUCAGUUUUGUCCACAACAACGCAGCUCUUUGUGUUCUUUCAAAUGUGCUGUUUCCAGUCUGGAUGCCUUGAAAAGUGAACAAAUGGGAAAAUGUUUCAUGAUGUUUUCACCUUUCAGACGGGAGAGCUCGGCUAAGAAAAAUUUCUAACUACAUACCGAGAUGUCAUCGCUAUCCAUCUCUUCAGCUGCUAAAUCCUCCACUUUCUUCACCAGCUAGUUUAUGCUUCUGUCUGCCCUUUGAAAAGCAAUGUACAAGUGGUUCAUCAAAGCUUAAACAGCCACCUACUGCUGUGGAGAAUGAAAUUUGUAACAGUAGUGGAACAAAACAAAUAAAACAUAGGUAGAGUUGAUGAUUGUCCCCAUAAACAACCCCAUUUUCCAACCCAACAGCUCCACACUGUCCAGUUGGGUUAUACCACCUCAAACCAUCAGGUUCCUUCUGCUCGGUCGUCUUGGAUUUCCUCAAAUCUUGGUGGAUCCACUCAGACUUGAGCUUGCAGUGAGGGUGAAAGUGAAACUAGCCAUAGAUCAGUUACAGGUUGACAAUCUGACUCUGUUAGCUGUCUCUUUUCAUAUCCAGAGCAGCAUAUCGUCCACCUGAUGAAUGUAAGUCGGAUCUACGGUUUCCUUUCAGCUGCUAAAUGUUCCACUUUUUUCACCAGCUAGUUGAUGCUUUUAUCUGCCGUCUGAAAGACAACAAACAAGUGUCUGCCCCUGGAAAUAAGGUUUGUAGGAGCGGUGCAAAAAAAAAAAGUAAAAAUGUCCGUAGAGUUGAAGAGUUGGACGAUAAUCCCCUGUGGGUUUAUCACUAUAAAUAACAAUCUUUUUCCAUUAGAUAGAGGUAUUUUAUCAGUUUUAAUGUGACUGCAAUGUGAAAACAACAUAUGAACAUAUGAAAAGAAAGAAACUAAGGCUGAAAAUAGUCUUUAGUCCAACUUUUCUGGCCUCGAACAUCAGUAGAAUCUGAUUUGUGGAAUGUUUGGAGAGACCCAGUUCUAGUUUUUAGAUAUUUUAACUCUACUGCUCCUUCAAGCUCACAAAUCUGAGGAUAUUUGACACCUUUAGCUGCUUCUUUCUGCCCUUCGACUAAUUUGGUGCUUCACCACAGUAACAACCAGCGUAAAAAUAGUGUGUUGGAGCUAAAAACUGAGCCUAGUUUUGUUUCCACAAGAUCUCUUUAACAGAAAUGUCAAAGAAUGGUGGAUGAAGAUCAAAUCAAUCAGAAAGUCAGCAGAGACACCAUGGAUGGAAGUUUUAGGAUGUAGUUUAGGAUAUGUGAAGGCUGUGCUUGAAGUUUUUGAAUUACAUAACGUAUAAACUCUUCAUUUUUGCUGCCCUACUUUAUGAAGAUUGCUGGUUGUCUAAAGACUAAGCUUCAGCCAGAAUGCUGCCAUUUCUGCCGUUUAUGUUGUAAUUUAUUCCACUUUUGUGUGUUUUAACUGAAGAACUGCGAGGAAGAUAUAAGCUAACAUUAGCUUUGACGACACAAAUCAGUAAAUUUUUUAUUUUUUUUCAUUUGGAUGUUUUCAUCAAUGCAAGAACUUUUCUCUGCUGUUUCACAUAUCUUUGUGUUAGGUGUUGAGUAAAAAAAUUUUCAGGUUAAUUAUAAGAAUUGAAAUUUAGUGUUUUAAAAUUGAUAAAAAAUUACCCCAAACUAAUAAGUGCAGAUUGUUGCUGCUGGAUUAUAAAUAUAUAAUGAUGAUGUGUGGACUGACUGGAUCGAAUUUAACCCUCUGAACCCCAAAAAUGUUAUAAAAAAUCACCAAAAUUACACCAUUUAUCAGAGUCAGAAACUGAAAAAUCACCAAAUAUUCAUCAGAUUUUCAGCUUUUUUAAGAUCCUUGAUCUCAUCAUGUGUCACCUUUGGUUCUAUAAUGAAAAUUAACCAAAUCCAUACAUCAAAAUGUAGAAUUGUAAUUAUUCUCGUUUAAUUUCUCAUUUAGAAAAUCACCAAAAAUAAAAACUUUGCAUUAAGCAGAUUCUGUAAAAAUCUAAAUAUUCUGUGAAUUUUAGUGCAACCAUGAGGCCUUUAAUGACUCAGCUGUGACUUACAGUGAUAUGACAAAAAUCAUGUAGGAUGAGCUGCAGGCUGUGUUUACACAAAGCAGACAGGAGAUAGUUAUUUAAACUAAUUAAACAUGUGAAAUUUACAAUUUGAACAUUUUUGCCAGUAUUGAUAACACAUAUCGGUCAAAUAUUCCAGAUUUUCUCAAUUUUGACAGAAAAACCAAUCAAAUAAUUCUAAUUUUUUCUGUUUUUAACGAUCUAUGGCAUUAAACGUGUUGUUCAGUGAUCUUCCUGGAACACUUUCAGCACUAAUUCAGCCUCGUAUCAUAAUACUGCCGCCUCCGUGCUUCACUGUGGCGGUCCUGGUCAGAUUUAGUGAGGAAAAAUGUGACAGGAACAAAAACAAAAACAGUUUGGGGGUUCAGAGGGUUGAAACGAGACAGACUCAACGGUGUUUGCUUAAUUGUUGGUUAAAUCGAUGAAAAACAUUAGAUUAUCAAUACUUAUUAGAAAAUUUGAAUUCUAACAUGUUCCUUGGUUUUUUUAGAUAUUGUAGUAGCAAAAAAGAUCUCAACCUCAAGUUCUAAUUCCCGUUUUAUUGCCCUGUUCAUGGGAAAGAUUAUAUUGAAAUACGAAAACAGUCGUUAAUCCCAGUUGUUAGACAUAAUAUGCAUUUUUUUUGGUAUUAUAUCCUCUAGUCACUGUUAAGAAUGUAUUGAAAGAUUUUGGGUAAACUCCAGAUUUUCUCUUAAUUUAUUAGAAAAAUCCACCUUGUCGGUUUGGUGGAAGAGUUUUGGCCCUCUUGGCAUUCCAUAGGUUGUAUGCAUCCGUACACUCAGGUCUUUGUGAAUGAGUACAAUCGUACUUGUAUUGUCUUCUGUGUGUGUUUUACCGUGGUUUCUGUGUAUUUUAACGGUUUAUCGCUGCUUCCGUGUACAUUCAUGUGUUGCAGAAACAUGUAGUCAUUCACUCUUUGUAGUUAAUUAACGUGUUUCUUAUGGUUUUAGUCGAUAAAUGUGAAAAUCUCGAAUGUCGAACGCGGUUUUACACGAGAGGAAUUCACACACGUUGUUUUCACACAUAUCGGAUGUAUUUAAAGUUCUUAUUUCUGCAAAUUUUCUUUCACUUUUGCUGCAGUGAGACAACAGAAAUGAGGGAAAAUGGGACUAUUUUUGUACAAUCUGUUCAGUUUUAGCUGCAUUUCUGCCUCUUCUCUGUUUGUUUUUUUUGUCUCCACCAGUUUGAUUCCAAAAUUACGUAUUUCAAGACUUGAAAUUUUCAGGAAUUUGACAGAAAGAUUGUCAACAUGGAGGCUAAACUCACUAUUUGUUCAGAAUAAUAAUGUUAUUUUCUGACUACAGCAAACCGAUUACAUGGACGGAGAUGGAAUUGUGUGUUUUCUUUUGUUUUUCUCUUUUUUAUCGUCUUUUAUUCUUGUAAUAUGAACUAACAGUGAGUGUCAGCAGGGAUCAUAUUUCCAGAAUGUAUUUUCUUUUUGGCAUUUUGAAUGAAACCAUGGCUGGCUCCAUUCAUAUCUCCAGAGAGUUAAAUAUAUAUACGAGAACCACGUUUAGAAAUCAUACGCAACACGCUGUAGAUUAACAAAUAUGUUUUCUUCAUCAUCCAGUACUUGAAAGACAAUAUAUCUACUCUGUACUUAUUUAAUUAUUUAGUCAUUAAAUGAAUGAAAUGCUUAAUUUGA
Messenger RNA from Acanthochromis polyacanthus (spiny chromis), 5853 nucleotides. It is a transcript of the gene st8sia3, whose product is annotated as ST8 alpha-N-acetyl-neuraminide alpha-2,8-sialyltransferase 3. The record is from RefSeq and is a predicted model, not a curated record. Gene Ontology annotation, biological process: oligosaccharide metabolic process; N-glycan processing. Gene Ontology annotation, molecular function: alpha-N-acetylneuraminate alpha-2,8-sialyltransferase activity. Bases 465 to 1709 code for a protein of 414 amino acids. NCBI's taxonomy places the organism in Eukaryota, Metazoa, Chordata, Actinopteri, Pomacentridae. The transcript is spliced from 5 exons.